Lachnellula hyalina is the source of this 1404-nucleotide messenger RNA. It is a transcript of the gene MNN10, whose product is annotated as putative alpha-1,6-mannosyltransferase. The transcript is spliced from 4 exons. Gene Ontology annotation, biological process: protein N-linked glycosylation. Gene Ontology annotation, cellular component: Golgi membrane. Lineage: Eukaryota; Fungi; Ascomycota; Leotiomycetes; Helotiales; Lachnaceae. The record is from RefSeq and is a predicted model, not a curated record. Gene Ontology annotation, molecular function: glycosyltransferase activity. The coding region runs from base 1 to 1404 and encodes 467 amino acids.
AUGUCUUUGUCGCGCAGUCCGUCCCCAAAGCCUGGGGGCGGAUGGGCAAGUCCUGGCCUCAAUACCCCGUAUGUGGAUGUUAGUGGGCGCUCAAGCCCCGGGAAAGCCUACAGAACGAAUGGAGCAGGUGCGAACACGGUGACUUGGGAAUCAGCCAAAGCCAAGAGUGAAGGUGUCAAUAGUUACCCGUCCUUCUCUACACAGAACAAUGGUUUCUUUACCAGGCAUUAUCGCACGAUAUCAAAUAGUCUACCGCGGUUCAACAUGGGAAGGGGCCCCGAGAAGAGCUACGCGGAGAAGGAAAAGCUUGGUCGUGGACGGUGGUCAUCAAGAGAUGGAAGCAAAAUAGCGAAAUUAGGGAACUUCUUGGGACGCAUUAGCUACAAGAUGCGGUUGCGACUACUUGCUAUACUGGCAGUCAUUGUCUUGAUAAUAAUAUUCUACACGACGCCAUUGCAUUACUACUGGCGCAGGGCGAAACAUCUUGGAGGUGGCAAGAAGCAUGUGAUCAUUCUGGCGGCAAACCAGGGCGGCGGUGUAAUGGAGUGGAAAGGCCCCAGAGAAUGGGCGAUCGAGCGCGACAGUGUACGAAACAAACGGAAGUACGCGAAAAGAUGGGGUUACGAGCUAGAGAUUGUGGACAUGAGCACCAAGAAACGAUAUGCACAUGAAUGGAGGGAGAGCUGGGAGAAGGUCGAUACAAUUCGAAACUGCUUGCGGAAGUACCCAGAUGCUGAAUGGUUCUGGUGGAUGGAUCUCAAUACGUUCGUGAUGGAGCCUUCCUAUUCUCUACAAUCGCACAUCUUCAACAAUCUUGCGGCCAACACUUACCGCGACAUCAACCAAUACAACCCUUUAAACAUCACGCACCCAUUUGACUCGCCCUAUUUAGACGAAGAGGCGCUUAGCGUUAAUGGGGAUGGAAAAGACUCCUCUAUUAAUCUGAUAGUCCCCCAGGAUUGCAGUGGAUUCAACCUCGGAUCCUUCUUCAUCAAGCGGAGUGCAUGGACCGACCGACUCCUGGACGUGUGGUGGGACCCCGUUGGUUAUGAACAAAAGCACAUGGAAUGGGAGCACAAGGAACAAGAUGCACUGGAAUUCCUGUACAUCAACCAGCCAUGGAUUCGACCCCACACGGCGUUCAUCGAACAACGAAAGAUCAACAGCUUUCCACCAGGAGCGUGCUCAGAGAACGGCAACGAUGAUCGAAUCCACUACAAUGAGAAAGACCGAGAUUUUGUAGUAAAUAUGGCCGGUUGCGAAUGGGGACGUGAUUGCUGGGGAGAAAUGUACAACUACCGAGAGUUGAGCAACUACUUGAACCGAAAUUGGUGGGAGCUAUUCAAGGAGGAAAUAGUAGCGGUAAUCUGGUUCAAGAUCACGGGACAUAAGGUCAAGCUAUAA